Messenger RNA from Anthostomella pinea, 1488 nucleotides. The record is from the annotation of a GenBank genome assembly. Lineage: Eukaryota; Fungi; Ascomycota; Sordariomycetes; Xylariales; Xylariaceae.
AUGGCCUCGAUGUCCUCGAUAUUCGUUGCGGUUCUCCUUAUCGCGUGGAUUAUUCAUACAUUGUGGGCUUGGUCGCGUCUUCGACAUAUACCCGGACCGUUCUGGACUUCCUUCUCCAAGCUCUGGCAGGUCAAGACACAAUUCCGAGGCAACUGGUAUCUGGAUUUGAAAGAUGUGGGAGACCAAUAUGGGGACCUCUUCCGUAUCGGGCCAAAUCAGCUUAUGACAACCGACGUCAACAUCGUUCGACGGAUGGCGCAUCCCAAGUCUUCUUACACCAGAGGGCCCUUCUACCAGACGUUCAGGUUCCACCCAACCCAAGAUCACUCCUUCUCGUUACUCGACGAUGAAGAGCACAUUCGGAGACGGACCAACCUCGGCCCAGGGUAUACGGGUAACGCUCACGUAGAAGCCUGUAUCGACCGCCAAUGCGCACGUCUGGUUGAUCUCAUCGACCGCAACUUCGUGUCCACUCCAACCGAAUACCGACCUAUGGAUCUGACAUCGAUGUCUUCCUUCUUUGCCAUGGACUGCAUUGGCAACAUCUCCUACGGUGGGGCCUUUGGAUGUCUAGACGAGGGCGAAGACGUUCACAGGUUCAUCAAGUGGAACGAGGAUUUCUUCGCCGCUGCCAUAGUCAUUGCGAACUUUCACUGGCUGACCAAGAUCACCGCCAAGCCUCCCUUCAACAAAAUCUACCCCUCGGUUCACGACAGGGGAGGCAUUGGCAAGUUCAUGGCGCUUGCGACAGACGUGGUCGACUCGAGUCUUACCAAGAGCCGAAAUUGGAAGGGUACACUGGCUUCUUUUUUCGAGCAGGGUGUCACCAGAGAGGAAGCAAUUCACGAAUUGGUGCUUCAGAUAGUGGCGGGUACAGAUUCGACUGCGACCGGGAUUCGCAUGACAUUGCUUCUGCUUGUGUCGAACCCCAUGGCAUACCACAAACUCAGAGCGGAGAUCGAUAAUGGCAUAGGCAAAGGAAAAGUAAGCUCUCCUAUCAAGGAUACCGAAGCGCGACAACUGCCAUAUCUACAGGCGGUGAUCAAAGAAGGUCUGCGCACGUUUCCCGUAGUCACGGCAACAUUCUUCAAGAAAGUGCCCAGGGGCGGUGAUACGAUCAACGGCUACUAUGUCCCAGAGGGCACCGAGAUCGGUCACAAUGUCCUGGGCAUCAUGCGCUCCAGGAAGUACUGGGGUGACGAUGCAGACGCAUUUCGACCGGAGCGUUGGUUGGAGGCGGACACGGAGACUGCCGAGAUGAUGAGCGGAGUCUUGGAGGCUCUCUGGGGCUCGGGUCGAUACAAGUGUCUCGGUCGUGUCGUUGCGCAGAUGGAGUUGAACAAGGUGUUCGUCGAGCUACUACGACGCUUCGACUUUGCUGUCGUCAACCCGCAGAAUGCGGUCGAGAUACUAAACCCCGGGUUCUUCUUGAUGUCGGAGAUGAGAAUGCGGGUCACCAGAAGAGACGACAGACCAGGGAAGAUGUGA